AUGAAGGAAGUGGAACGAUCGAGACAAAUGGAAGAUCCCCGUGAAGCGUGCGACGUUUCAUCAGGAGAGAAGAGGUAUUCGACCAAUCAAACAACGCGGAGAAAGAGGUCGAAACGAAAGUGUUCUUCAUUGUCCUACGUUGAGGCAAUAUCCUACGCUAUUCUCCACUCACCACUAAAACGAGUCACGUUGUCUGAGAUCUACGAAUUCAUCCAGAACAACUAUCCUAGUUUUACCCAGAAUAGAGUACGCUGGAAGAACACUGUCCGCCAUAAUCUGUCACGUCACGAAUGCUUUCAGCGAGGAGAGAUCGCGAUGCACAAGGCUAGAUGUUACUGGUGGAUCCAUCCCAGCUUUUUGGCAGAGUUUAGCCAUGGAGAUUUUUCAAGACGUAAAUUGCGGCCGAAUCCUCCUUUGAGCCAGGAAGGUACGGGCAAUUUGGUUCAUAACCACUCUACUAUUCAAAGUCCAUUCUUCCCCGGCUAUACUUAUAACUCAAACCCGCCAUUUCCAGUUCAAUCCUUUGGAUCGCUGCAUUUUAACCAGGGAGGCAUUCCCACAGUUUACGAUCAACAUUUCUGUUUACCCUGGCAUCACUGCAUUCUCAACGGGACACCGUUUAGUUAA
Molecule: messenger RNA, 627 nt
Organism: Porites lobata
Lineage: Eukaryota; Metazoa; Cnidaria; Anthozoa; Scleractinia; Poritidae
Source: the annotation of a GenBank genome assembly